AAUGUGGACCCCACGCUCCUCCGGGCCCCACACGUCACCCUUACACCCGCGACAUGCAGCCGUUGCACUGUAGAGUUCUUCCCCUCUCUCCUCCCUACAACAUCUCCCUGCCACAGAACCUCUCUCCUUUCCCCCUCCAACCCAAGCAGGAUACUUGUUCUCUUCUUUCUUCUUCUUCUUCUUCUUCUUUUUCUUCUUCUAAUCCCACAUUUCUCCCCUUUCCUCUCGUCUCUUGAGAGGAAGCACCAAAUCCAUUCAUAUAAGUACUCCAAAAAAAACGAAAAAGGAAAAAAAAAAAAGAAAAGAGAAAGGAUGGGUCGUCCCAAUUCCUUGGCUUUCGUAGCCUCCGUCGUCGCCGCGGCGAUCGUAUUCUUGUGCUCUUCGGCGCCGGCCGACGCGAAGCUGAAGACGACGUACUACGAGCGCACGUGCCCGCGGCUGCAGGAGAUCGUGUCCAGGGUCGUCACCGACAAGCAGAUCACCAACCCCACCACCGCCGCCGGCACGCUCCGCCUCUUCUUCCACGACUGCUUCGUCGGCGGGUGCGAUGCAUCUGUUCUGAUGGCGACCAACGCGUUCCACCGCUCUGAGCGCGACGCGGACAUCAACCUCUCCCUCCCGGGCGACGCAUUCGACGCGGUGGUCCGCGCGAAGACGAACCUCGAGCUGGAGUGCCCCGGGGUGGUGUCGUGCGCGGACAUCCUGGCGUUAGCCACCCGCGACCUCGUGUCCAUGGUGGGCGGGCCGUUCUACCCGGUCCGACUGGGCCGCAAGGACUCGGUCGUCUCCGACCCGGGCGCCGUGGAGGCCAACCUCCCCCGCGCCAACACGAGCAUGUCGCAGAUCAUCUCCUUAUUCGCGUCCAAGCGAUUCACCGUCCAGGAAAUGGUUGCGCUCACGGGCGCGCACACCUUAGGAUUCGCCCACUGCAAGGAGUUCGCGGAGCGCAUUUACAACUACAACGGCGGCGGCUCCGCUGCGUUCGACCCGUCGAUGAAUCCGAGGUACGCGCAGGCGCUGCAGAAGGCGUGCGCGAAUUACAUGAAGGACUCGACGAUGGCGGCGUUCAACGACAUCACGACGCCCGGGAAGUUCGACAACGCGUACUUCCAGAACCUGGGGAGGGGGCUGGGGCUGCUCGCGUCCGACCAUGCACUGCUGGCCGACGAGAGGACGAGGCCUUUCGUCGAGCUCUACGCCGCGAACCAGUCGGCGUUCUUCGCCGACUUCGCCCACGCCAUGGAGAAGCUCAGCGUCUACGGCGUCAAGACCGGGAGGAAGGGCGAGGUGCGCCGCCGCUGCGACCUCCCCAACAACUCAUUAUAAGAGUGUUACUGUGGGGAGAGAGAAUUGGUUUUACAUAUGAUUUUAUCUUGUUAACAGCUAAAUUAAUAAGUAUGGUUAUGGUUA
Molecule: messenger RNA, 1410 nt
Organism: Ananas comosus (pineapple)
Lineage: Eukaryota; Viridiplantae; Streptophyta; Magnoliopsida; Poales; Bromeliaceae
Product: peroxidase 31-like
Exons: 2
Biological process (GO): response to oxidative stress; hydrogen peroxide catabolic process
Molecular function (GO): heme binding; peroxidase activity
Source: RefSeq, a predicted model, not a curated record